UAGCGAAAGCUGUUGUUCAGCGAGUGGAUUUUAACUCAAAAUUAUAGAACAUUAAUGAAAUACAUGGUUUGAUUACACUGAAGUUAUAGACGAAAAUGUAAGCAAUCCUUUCACUGAUCGAAGAUAUCGAAAGACGUCCUAUGUUAAAAGAACCGAUUUAGUUCGCCCAGCUGACACUGAAUUCAGAAAGAGGACCCAGCUGAGAUGUCUGCAGACAACGAAGUUCAGUUAAACCGAAGUGAAAUGUUCGCUUUGCAGCUAGCAACGAGAACAAAAGCCGAGAUUUUCACAGAACUGGUUGUAGUUGUGCUAGUAGGUUUAAUCGGCGUGUGCGGAAACUUUCUUGUACUCUUUGUCAUAAGCCUUACACCAUCGUUAAGAACUAUCUCUAACUUUUACGUAGCUUCUCUAAGUGCGAUGGAGUUACUGCUGUCUUUCUUCAUUUGGAUUUUCUUACCAGAGGUAACAGUGAAAGGAAAGUGGACUUUUGAUGACGCUACCUGUCAAUUUGUAGGAUUCACGACGGCCAUGUUGGCCACAGGUUCUAUUUAUUCCAUGGCUUUAAUCGCAAUCAAUCGAUACUUCCUCAUGGUAAAAUCGAACCUUCAUCGUAAGUACUUUACGAAGAGAAACGCUUGUAUAUCGAUUGCUGCGUCAUGGAUCUUGGCUGGAAAUUUUCCUGUGUCUUACAUGAUUCUCGGCAACACGUUUGAAUUUCAUCCCGGAAAGGGCGUCUGUAUCUUUGAUGUGGGGAAGUUGAAUCUAGCGCACGCCUUUGUGACAGGUUUCUUCAACAUUCAGCUUCCAUAUCUUGCCAUUUCUUAUUGUUAUUUCAAGAUUUAUAAGAAGGUGAAAGAACACAAUGCAUCACUGAGACGCCCUGGACGCGGUAACGGAAGCGGCAGCGGAAUUUCAGCGAAGGAAAUUAGAGUAACAAAAUUACUGUUCGCUAUCGUGUUGAGUUACACGAUUUGUUGGACGCCAUUUUAUCUCAUCGAUUUACUUGGAGUGUUUCUUGGUCAAUUUUUCGCCCCUCGCCUUAUUUACGUGUUUUAUAGCAUUUUUGUUAGCAGUACUACUGCCAUCAGCCCGGUAAUCUACGGCGUUUUCAACAAAGAGCUAAAAGGAGAAAUCUUAAAAUUUUUAAAAUCCAAAUGCUGUUGUAUGUGCAGAAAAGUCAAAGUUGGAGUCUCUGUUACAACGUCAAAUAGGCAUUCAUGACCACGUGCCUAGUGUGAAAAGAAAGGCAGUUCUGGUAAAAUUUAAUGAAUAAAUUGUGAUCGUUGGCGCUUGUA
Molecule: messenger RNA, 1295 nt
Organism: Stylophora pistillata
Lineage: Eukaryota; Metazoa; Cnidaria; Anthozoa; Scleractinia; Pocilloporidae
Product: melatonin-related receptor-like
Biological process (GO): G protein-coupled receptor signaling pathway
Cellular component (GO): membrane
Molecular function (GO): G protein-coupled receptor activity
Source: RefSeq, a predicted model, not a curated record